AUGGAGGGCUCGGGUAAUUAUCGGGGGAAUAUUGUCAAGUGGCUGCCGUUUAUGAGCUCCGAACUCGAGAGCUGGUUCACUCAUAUUGUGACCCUCAAUGAGGCGAUGGAUAAGUGCGCCAGGGAUAUCGCCAUGAUCAUUGAGGACUUGCAGGGGUCUAUGGGUAUCUCCGAUAAAGAAGUGUUCCUGCGUCAGCAAACGAAGCAAUUGGGAGCACUCGUGCAGACUUACUCAUCGAUCUGGUCGGACAAGAAGGAAUUAGCCGUUACGAAUCAGGUGUAUAGAUACAAGGUUGAAUAUCUAUCGUCACGAGUAAAACGUUCCCUCAAUAUUGUUGCGAAAUUCUGCAGAAAUUUGAUUUUCGAAAUCAUCGUGGAUUGCUGUAAAGACGAUGGAAAAUUUACUAGACUUCUUUUUGGGCUCGUUCAGGCAUACAACGAUGCACUGGACCUAGACUGCAAUGUUUCCUCAGAAUCAACUUCCGUGAACAUUUAUUCUAAUGACUGUCCGUCCAUGCUGGACCCGCUGAAAAAAAUCUCCGUUACUAGAAUUUUACAAGUUUUAGCGAAAAAUAAAGCGGAGGAGAAUUGCCACGAACUCAUUGAUUGCCUCUUGAUGAACUAUCAACCGCGGAGUGAGGAGGAUUUGAAAUCCCCCCAAUCAUGGGAUGUGGAAAUGUCGGAAAAUUCGAGUAUCGAGAUAUAUCGCGCAUUAACAAAGCACAUGACGCCACCCGGAGACCCCCCAGCCCCAACCGAGGAAAAUAUUCCGGACCAAACUGAGCCGACAACUCCAGGGAACAUAGAGAGUAUAGAAGCCCUCGUCGACAAUCAGACUCUUCAAGUUAAUAAACUCAUGGAGGCGAUAAGAGAUGUCUACCCGCAGUUGUUCGGCCUUGAGAACAUCAAGUACGACUGUCGAGGUGAGACCAAGGUGAGGAGGAGUGCAUUGACACGGCUCUCGGAUUACUACCAGCGCGUCGCGUGGGCCGCGAUAUCCGGUAUAUUGGAUCAUGUUGUGCUGUGGUGGUCCCCCGAGGGUCUCGCUGCACGUCACAGCCAAGGGGCGCAUCAUCUCAAAGACUGGCUGCGUCGGUUCAUCCAGACGAAUGAGAUUUCUUCGAGUGUCAGACCAGCUCUAUUGAACCUCUGUGAUGCUCUGGGGUGUCACGUCACCGCCACCUCCUGGGAUGAGCUCUUCAGAUUGGCCUACAUCGCUUCCUUCGAAUGCUCCUCAAAACCCUUGUCCUCCGAGGGCACGGAUACGGGCCAAAUGUUUGCUGAAUUAUUCCAGCUGCUAGUGACACUCAGUAAUGAAUGCGAAAUUGGGGGUGAAUGGGUCGUUGGAGCUCCUCUAAUGGAAUUACCUCUGUCAGAGCAAAUAAUUGUCCUGCACAGAUUGGACCAUUCGGUGCACACGAUGCGGCUCUGGGCUAUCCAGGAGUCAAAAUUGAUCGCUCAUACUUGGGAUUUGGAGACUUUUUUUCUACUUGUUAAGGGUGAUCUCGUGGCUUGCAUCGACGAGUUGUCAUACCUCAAGCUCAGUGAUCAUACUUCUGCUCUUUCCAUCGACGCCACCAGUGUCCAAGUGUACGUUUGUGCAAAGAUGAGAGCAAAAAUAGUAUCUGAAGUCAACGCAAAUAUUCAAUUGCUCAAGGAGGCACCGGUCAAAUGUAUAAAUACCCUCGCUAAAAUUUGUCGCGUUGUGAGCCUAGCAAAUUUACACAUGUGCUUCCCAAUAUCGAAAUAUUGGAGACGAAACAGCAGCACUGUUGUCGCCGUUGGACCCACACCCUAUGUGGAGACAUAUCUUCAACGCGUUCUUUUGCCAGUUCUGGAGGUGAUUGAAGACCACGAGGUUUCUAAUAUGGUGUUGAAGAUCAUGUGUGAAGCCUGGCUAGAUUACAUUUACCUUCAUCGUAUAAAAUUCUCUGAAUUUGGAGCUCUGCAGCUGUUAACAGACUUCGCCCACGUCUCCCGUUGGGUCACAGACUGUCCCAUCAUCUCCCAAGGGGUCAAAGGGCAUUUAUUGAAGAACGAACUUCUGCGGCGGUGUGAGGGAGUCGGAAGACUGCUCCUGAGGCACCCCGGAGAGGCGAUCGCCAUGCAGAAGCGUAUGUAUAAAUCAAGAACGAACGAAAAUGGAUCUCCGCAAUCCCUGGGACUGGAGCGAAUGCCAGCGGAGAUGUACGUUCCCAAUCAGCAGCAGUGGCUAGAACUCAGAGCCUCAAAGACUUAUAAACUCUACUGCUGCACAGAUUAA
Messenger RNA from Diachasma alloeum, 2262 nucleotides. RefSeq lists its product as uncharacterized. Bases 1 to 2262 code for a protein of 753 amino acids. NCBI's taxonomy places the organism in Eukaryota, Metazoa, Arthropoda, Insecta, Hymenoptera, Braconidae. The record is from RefSeq and is a predicted model, not a curated record. The transcript is spliced from 13 exons.